This is a messenger RNA of Oryza sativa Japonica Group (Japanese rice), 1164 nucleotides long. Its product is annotated as protein DMP10. Lineage: Eukaryota; Viridiplantae; Streptophyta; Magnoliopsida; Poales; Poaceae. The record is from RefSeq and is a predicted model, not a curated record. Gene Ontology annotation, biological process: endomembrane system organization.
UGCAGAUCGGUACUGCUGAACAGCUGACCACACUUGCUCAGUUGAUCUGAAUUCCAUGCAUGAAUGGUCACGACCCAUCUAGUUUCAAGCAUAGAAAAAUCAACGCGCACAACAUGGAAUCAUUCCAAAUGUUUUCACCUAUAUAAGCGCAGGAACUCGAGCUACCACACAUAUAUCUCUCUUCAGUCUUCACCAGUUGAUUAAUUACUACGACGCCGCAUCAAAAGCUCCAGCAAUGGCGGCAUCUCCUCCGGGCGCCAUCGUGAUCAACAUGGCAUCGAACACCAACGGCGAGUCCACGGCGGUGACGACCAAUAACUUAGCUCCGUCGACGCCUAAGGCCGUCGAUGAGUCCACGACGUCGUCGAAAACAGAUGUGGCCACGAAGACGGUGACCGACAAGGUGAUGGCAAGCACGGCGAACCUGGCGCAGCUGCUGCCGACGGGGACGGUGCUGGCUUACCAGGCGCUGUCGCCGUCCUUCACCAACCACGGCGAGUGCAACGCCGCCAACAAGUGGCUCACCGCCGUGCUGGUCGGCGUCCUGGCCGGCCUCUCCCUCUUCUUCUCCUUCACGGACAGCGUCGUCGGCCAAGACGGCAAGCUCUACUACGGCGUGGCGACACGGCGGGGAUUGAACGUGUUCAACAUGUCCCGGGAAGAGGAGGAAGCGAAGAAAUUGAGUCACAGUGAGCUAAGACUACGGCCGCUGGACUUCGUGCACUCCUUCUUCACGGCGAUGGUGUUCCUCACCGUUGCGUUCAGUGAUGUCGGGCUGCAGAACUGCUUCUUCGGGCAGAAUCCUGGCGGCAACACCAAGGAGCUCCUCAAGAACCUGCCUCUUGGCAUGGCGUUCUUGUCGAGCUUCGUCUUCUUGAUCUUCCCGACCAAGAGGAAGGGCAUCGGAUACAACGACAAUACACCCAACCGCAAGGCCGAGGAUGUAACUAAAAAUUAAAUUAAAGCUCUUAUAUACGUAGCUAGGUCACACGUACAUGUCUCUCAAAAAUUUCUUGUUAGAAUAUAUAUAUAAUGUAAUUAACAAGUAUUUGAUUGGAGAUCAGUUAAUUAAAUUAUGUCUUGUAUUAAUUAAUUAGUUUCUUCUAUACGCAAAAGCUAAACUGGAAUUGUUAUUAAUAGUUGGGCUUAUCGAUUAUAUUGAUA